Molecule: messenger RNA, 7927 nt
Organism: Hylaeus volcanicus
Lineage: Eukaryota; Metazoa; Arthropoda; Insecta; Hymenoptera; Colletidae
Exons: 23
Coding region: 1342-6792 (1816 amino acids)
Molecular function (GO): guanyl-nucleotide exchange factor activity
Source: RefSeq, a predicted model, not a curated record
GUUCAUGACACCUUCGUUCGCGACGCCCUUUCGUCCCUCGAACCAUCCACCGCGAUUCGCGAAUUCUUCGUCGCGAAUCGUGAACCAGCGUCCCUGGACGCGUUUCUUAACGGGGUCAGUCGAUAAUCGACCGUUCCGAGGUGUUUGUACGCGAAUGGAGUGAUCGUCUCGCGAAAGGGCAUCAGGAGGGCCGAGUGAGUGGCUCGCGAAGGCUUAUGCCCUUCCGUGGCCGCGAGACUGACUUUUCGACGUACGCGAAAGGUGUCACGCGAGUUGCUGCUCGGCGCAAGGGUGUGCGACCCGUCGCGUUGAUCAUUUUCCCGGCUCGGGCAUCGAUCGUUCGCGAUAAAGGCGAGUGUCGGGGCCUCCGUUACGCGUUUGGGGAAGUGUCGUCCAGUCACGGUAGGGGUUGGUUUGGUGUGCGCAGUUAGUUGUGUCUAUCAUCACGCUACGGUGCAUCGCCAUGGAUAUUUCGUCGGGCGGUCGCGAGAGCUUCCGCUCCCGUGCGACGAAGCUUGAAAGCUGCCAGAGCUUUCGAGUCAGAGUCGAAGGGGAAACCAGGGGAUAAAGGAUGCUACGGAUGGUAGAAUUAGCCUCCCAACGUUGUGGAAGCUCGACGAGAGGAGCAGCGAGAGGAGGCUCCGUGUAGACUCGACGUCGCAAUUUAUUUUUUAUUAUUAUAAUCCUGCCCCCCGAAGAUCCUCGUAAAAAGGACUCUGGGGAUCGCCUUGGCGAGACGGACAGUUCAUAAACCAGGCGUUUUCCCCGUCUCGAGGGUCUGGAUGCGUUCCAAGCGGUUGAAAGGUUAACGUGGACUGUUCCGCGCGUCAGAGGCGAACGCCAGCGCCCUGGAAAAAGGAGAAACGUAGACUCGAGUUUGCUGAGUAAAAAUCGGAGGAGGCCUUGGCGAGUGGCUUCUCCGAGCGACUUGACGGUGCCAGGAUUCGCGGUGGAUCCCAGCUCGCGUGCAUCCCGAGUGGGCGGAUGCCGCUGUCCAUGCCAAGGACACGUAUCCUCGGGCGCGAGAGCGGAGAACAAUGAGGAUUUCAACGUGGUGGCUCGCGGGGACGCCGUGUCGGGAAUGCAGCGUCCAUAGCGUCUCGUGUCGGUCGUGUUCCUCGUCGUGGUCGUCGUUGAGCCGCGUCAACGAAACCUAGCCCACGUUGGUUGCCCGUUGGUCGACGAGACGACGCCGUUCCGUCGUCGUGGUGCACACCGUGGGAAUAAAUCUAGAGACCGGGUGACACGAGAGAGAGAACCUGGAACAGGACGAAAGGAGCCGCGGUACCCGAACGAGGCGAACGAACCGACGAUAAAAGAGAGGCUAACGAGCCGAACAGGAUGAGUCACUUCGACUGGAAGCUGCUGCGCCGGAAGAAGGUGAUACCGGCGGAGCGUCGUGUGCCAGAGAAGGAAGAGACCUGGACGCUGGCCCCAGACCAGCAGGACCCCUGCUCCUUCUUCGAUGACUUACCCAAGCCCAAAGGCUCCCAGGACGUCGACACCGCGAAGAUCCUCGCUGAGCCAAGUCCAGCUGAGACCAGCGAGGCUCCCGAGUGCAGUACUUUACCUCGCAGUCAGGAGACCAGAAAAAGCAAGACGAAGAAGGUGAAGAGUUACCUGAGGAAGUGCAAGGGCGCUCUGUCCAAAGGCGACGAGAGCGUCUCCGAGAAGAAACGUCAGGAGCAAUGCACAUCCUGGUACCUAGAGGGGUCCAGAGCCUCGGUUUAUCAAGAGGACACGGAAGUUCUUCUGGAGAAGCAGGACGAGCUUCUGGACGAGAGGAUCGUCGAUGCCGAAGAACUAUCACCUCCAGAGUUACAGGAGGUCGAGGACGAUGCUACCACUCGAGUGGACGAUCCUCUGGAGAAUCCUGCGAAGGGCGAGACUUGCGACGAGACCCCUGAUGAGGCUCUCGCCAGGUUGCUCGACGAGGAUCGCAGAAACGACCUGAAGAGGAGUCGUACGUCCCUGUACGAGGACGCCAGGGACUCCACGAAUGACCAUUGUCCGGUAGAGGAAAGCUGUGACACGGGGAAGACGGUGGCUGAGCGGAACGACGCGGUUUCACUCGAGACGUUGGUCACGGAAGACACGAACCUGAACAAGUGUGACUCCAACGACACCCUGAUUGCGGAAGCAGCGGAGAACUUGGGGCGCGUGCCUGAUGGUUCGUUGGUCGUCGAUGGCGAAGAGUCAGAGGAGGAUGAGUGUCCCUUCGAAACCCUGCGGACCGUGCCGUUUGUAGGCGGCCGUGAUGGCGUCGCCUUGCUGGUCGAGAGCAUGCUCGGCCCGAUUUACGGCGAAGGCGUUAUCAAUCAGCUGAUAAGACAGGCGCGGGACAUCCUGGUCUGCGCUUAUUACGGCGAGUUGGAGUACUUCCUCAAGUCUUAUCUCUCACCGGCUGCGUCCCUGCUCGCGGAAGUGAAGUCCGUCGCCUCCGAAUCGGGAAACGAAUCGGUGGUACCAGAAGGCUGGCCUCUGACGCUGGGCAAACGUGGCCUCAUCCUGCAGCUAGAAGAGCUUGAUUUCUCCGCACUGCGUAUCGGGGAAUGUCACCUGUGCAUACGCAGCGCAGCUGCAGUUGCAACCACCUCGGGGAGCGGCGAAGCGGCCGCCGGUGAAACCGUCGAGCGGAAUACCGUCGAGAUCGCAGUGGUUUGGCGAACGACGAAGAUGAGGGCCCCAGGGUUCCUCGGUUGGGACCGCGACGAGGAAUUCAUGGACUGGCGGGAGGUGUCGCGAAAGGGCCAGGGUAGUACGAGCGCAGCCAGCGGGAACCUGGUCGGGUCCCAAUCAGCUACUACCGCGAAGAGCACGCGGGUGCGACGAAGAUCCCGCGAGGAAACCCGCUCGAGAACGCGCGAGUCGGGCCACGCGUUCGAGUACCGUCGCGACGAGACGCGAUCCAUCGACAGGCUGGAGUUCAAGAGCUCGAACGUGACCGGUGUGGCCGUAGGCGAAGUCGAAACGGGCCACGCGGUGAUGAAGUCCAGAUCGACAUCGAGCGUGGACACGUGGAAGGCGGAGCUUGACGAGGAGCUGAACGCCAUUGCGACGCGGGCCGUCCCGAACAACCCUUCUAGUCUUUCUAGCGACGAGUAUCGAGCCAAAGUGAAGAGGUACGCCAAGGUCGUCUCGCCGACGACGAUGGGAAAGUGCAGCGUGAUCAGGAGCAGAGCCCUGUCCCCCGAGGACCUGAAGACUCCGCUUCGGUUGGACGAAGCUGUCCACGAGCGGAAAAUAGACGGAAAAGCGGUCGACGCCGAGGACAGGCUGCAAAACGUUCGCAGCUUGGACAAGGUCAGCGACGACGACCUGCCCGUCUUCAUCGGGAACCUCCUGUUCUCCGUGGAGAGGAAAAUCGAGAGGGUCUCGCUGGACGACCUCACGUUCCCCUGUCCAGCGUGCAGGAACAUAGACACCGACGACCCGUUGCUAGGGUGCAGGUGCGCCGGCGACGAGUGCAGUUGCGGAAUUGGCGAGGACGCAUGCGACUGUGCAUCAUCAAAGACGAGGCAAGAGCAAUCCAGGACCUUCGAGGUGGCGGGGAUCAAGCAUAUCGACAGCGACGACGAGGAGGAGGUGCGGAUGGGAUUCGGAACGAAAAAGAGAGUUGACGACGUGGUAGCGCCCAGGACCAUUCACGACAUACCGGAACACGUUCUCACGUGCGGCCUCACGCUUCCUGGAUGCACGGACGCGAGUGGCAGGCCUGUUCUCGAGUUCGAGGAUUACCCCUCUAGAUGGGACGCCCUCUGCGUUAAGGAGGUGUCGUCGUUUCUCCUCUACCUCGCCCGUUUACCCAGCCCUGAGAGCGCGAGGAAUGGAUUCACCCUUCUGGCCCGAGGGGCCUACCCCGAGCGCGUGGAGUUCCUGGACAAGGUCCUAGCCCUUCUGCAGGACCGAAUCAACGUUACUCGAGUUCUGCUCCUGCAGAGUUCGGUCGUCGAUGGCUCGACCGAUUCCCAGUUACCUUUGAGCUGCGUCAAGACCACCAUUGUGGACGACGCAGCUUUGAGCAAACACAUUCCCAGGCGGGAAGAAACCCACGAUCGGACGCAGUGGAUCGCAUUCUAUAAGGAGUACGACAGUCUCAUGACGGAAUGGCAGGCAGCUGGACGGAGACUGGCUCUGGAGAUGUCUGAGCUGAAGGAAUGCAGCAGCCUGUCCGGAACGUUGACGCCUCUCGGUCGGCUCCUCACGGACCCCACAAUGAGACGAACGUCCAGAGAUGCUGAGGAAGCGAUCGCCACGCUGGAGGAACGCGCCUCGCCGCUCAUACACCUCGAGCACGUUAGAUUGUCGGUGAAACGGGCACGGAGAUUGGUGGAGGAGGUCGGGAACGCUGCCACCAGACUGGAAUCGUCGUUCGAGUCCCGGCGGGCGACCAUUCGCAAUCUCGCGGUUCUUCGGAGCAUCGAGGACCAGGCGCGUGAGGUGUUGUCCUGGUUGUGCAAAAAGGGAGAGGACAUUCUAUCGAAACACGCGCAACACGCGGCGACGAAUUUGACGACCGCGCGACUUCACGAAAGAGAAUUCGAGAAGUUCUAUUUCACGUCGAUGAGACAUCUUGAUAAAGGAAGCGACCUUGCCGAGGCGGCGAGCGCUAGCGGACUCCGUGAGCUCGCGAGAUCCCUGAAGCAGCACAUCCGAGGAUUCGGUUUCCGCCUGGAGGACAGGCGCGAGUACCUCGAGGACACGUCGAGAUGUUGCCUGCUGCAGGAUCGCGCGUACGAGUGGGCCCAGGAGGCUCGUCUCGCGGGCGAGAGAAGGGCCCAGCAGUUCCUGAUGGCCAGACCACCCCUGCCGGCCGAGCAUUUCACGGAAAUGAUGGCGCUCGCCGAGAAGCUCGGUAACGAGAUCCUCCUGGAACAAUGCCGCAUCGCGAGGAACAAGUGCGCGGAAGCCCUCGAGAUGGCGAGGACUACUUCCGCACCAGGCAGCCCGGCCAGGAGGAGAUCCUUCGCCGCCUCGGAGUCUGCUACGUCCUGGGAGGACAGUCUUACCAAAAGAACUUCGUGGGACGACAGCGACAGUAGCGCGUCUUACGCUUGUCCCAUGGAGAGCAUGGGGUCCGUAGGAAGUGGCGGUCGACCAGUGUUGGACAACAUCGCAGAGCUUCGAGAGAGUGCUGAGCAGCUCCUUGAUUGCUCUCCACCAAGAACGCCGCCCAGAAGUCCGGCGCCGCGACGACUGGUGAAACCCCCGGUGAAUUCGCACCUGCACAGGGCGGCAAGCAUCGCGCCUGGCAUGAAGGCCAAAAAAACAAUACUGCUCAUAAUGAGGGAAAUGAUACAGACCGAACGAGACUACGUGAAGUCCCUCGAGUACAUAAUAGAGAACUACAUCCCGGAGCUGGUGCGGGAGGACAUCCCCCAGGCACUCAGGGGACAGCGCAAUGUGAUCUUCGGCAACGUCGAGAAGAUCUACGAGUUCCAUAGUCAACACUUCCUGCGGGAACUGGAACAGUGCGAGCAGUCGCCGAUGAACGUGGGACAAUGCUUCCUCAGACACGAGAAGAAAUUCUACCUGUACGCGCUGUACAACAAGAACAAGCCGAACUCGGACUCCCUGAUGGCCGAAUACGGCACCGGCUUCUUCAAGCAGAAGCAGCUCGAGCUAGGCGACAAGAUGGACCUCGCCAGCUACCUCUUGAAGCCGGUCCAACGAAUGGGGAAGUACGCGUUGCUCUUGCAGCAGCUGGUCAAAGCCGGCACCGACCUCUCCGAGCAAAUGUCCGGCAAAGAGGAGAAGGAGGAGAAGGAGGACGGUAUGAAGCCGAUGGUCGAAGGGGAGGCGGAUUUGAGGGCGGCCGAGCAGAUGGUCAGGUUCCAACUGCGCCACGGAAACGAUCUCCUGGCGAUGGACUCUCUUCGAGAUUGCGACGUGAACGUGAAGGAGCAGGGGAGACUGCUACGUCAGAACGAGUUCUUGGUCUGGCAGGGUAAAGGGAAGAAGUGUCUGCGACAGGUCUUCCUGUUCGAGGACCUCAUCCUCUUCAGCAAGGCGAGAAGAUUCCCCGAUAGAAAGAACCUUGACAUCUACAUCUACAAGCACAGCAUCAAAACGACGGACAUAGGGCUGACCGCCGUGAUCGCGGACUCGCCCACGAAGUUCGAGAUUUGGUUCCGCAAGAGGAAACCGGGUGACACGUACACGUUGCAGUGCGCCAGCGAGGACAUCAAGAAAGCCUGGACGGAGGAACUGAGCAACCUUUUAUGGAAGCAGGCGCUGCGAAACAGAGAAGUGCGCCUGGCAGAGAUGUCUAGCAUGGGCAUCGGAAACAAACCUUGUUUGGACAUUAGGCCUAGCGCGGAUCAGAUCAAUGACCGUUCUAUCAGCGUAGCUCAACUGUCGAAGACACCUAGAUUUAGAAACUCGAUAGCGGUGUCGACGUCAGAGGACUCGGGACGUUGCAGCAGGAGGCCGCACAGCGUGAUCUCCGUGAGCUCGUCCUCGAGUAGCGGUGGCAGCAGCGGUCCUCCCACGACGCUGAACCUUGGUUUGGAUACGAGUCCUAGGCCACAUCACCGUAGCACUACUCUUAAUAGUCAGUGCAGCGUCGAAAGCGGUAUAAUAGCUGACAUCUCGAUCGUCUCCGACGACGGAGGCGACGGCACCGAGAGAAGUCACUGGAACUCGACGCUGGAGAGUCCCACGUCUCACCUGCCGACAACGUCUACGCCACUCCAAUCACCGACCAGCACGAUCGCGGCAACAGUUACCUCGGCUUCUUCGUCCGACACCAAUCUUGCACCCUACGACCAAGACAUGUCCAUUAAUUUAUAAACGCCAACCCCUGAACCGGCUGGCAACUGAUAUAGAGCAGAGUAUACAUACAUAUAUAUGUUGUCGAUUCACUUGCAAGUUGUCCCACAGCGAAUGCAGCGCUACUCGCGCGUGGUACCGGUUUAAAGUGCGUUUCAAGAGCGCGUAUUUUCUUGAGCAAUCGUGGCAACGACCAUACCACGAGACGAAAGUAUAAACGACACCCGUACACAGUCCAUAAGACCGCUGCAUCACGCUUAUUGCCCGUUGCAUACAAAUUAACAUGAACGACCACCGUUUGGAGAGAGGUACACACACACACACACACAUAGACAAACACACACGUACGCAAGCUAGAACCAGAAGUUCUCGGGUAUGCUCAACUUUCAAGUGAAUUUAUCUUUUGAUACGCUUCGUGUUUCACUGAUCUACGCGAUCGCAUAGUUGUCACGUGUCUGGAUUUUUAUAAACCAUUGAUUUUCAGAAGUAACGGCAACGUGUAUUUUCUUAUACUGUCUCCUCCGAAUCCACCAUCGUGCUCAAGAGAAUCGUAAAUAGAGAGAUACGUUCCGACGGGAUAUAUGCAUAUAUAUGCAGAAUAUAUGUGUAUAUACGUAUAGAUGUGUUACGGCUGCAUGCCUAACCACGCGCUGCAGUAUCGCGAACGGCAUGCACCGGUUGCCAUUUUUCUCCCAUUAACAUUGGCAUUCCUGAUACCAGCGACUGAGAAUAUUCUUCAAUUCCCGAUGACUCGUCUAACGGUACUUUUAUACUUUAUUUAUAUGUGUAGUUAAUAAACGAAUCGAUAUAUUCCAUCUCCACGUUGUGUUCGCGCAUGGUAUGGACGAUAAACUCGGAGCGGUUUCGCUUAUAAUGAAACACCUGAAGACCAACCGAUUUUCCCGUUUUCUCUUCUCUUCGGGUAUUCCAUUAGUCGUCUGUCCCCCUAUUUUGGUCUUUGCAACGCGUCCCUCUUCAGGAAUGUCAAAAAAAAAAAAAUAAAAAAUGAAAAAAAUUGAAUGCGCACAAAUACAAGAUACCACUUUGUAAUAUAAUGUAAUAUUAAAGGUUUAUACGAUGUAGCCACAAGUAAUAUAACCGAUAGUCUAAAUAUUAUUUCCAGAUUAUAUAUUAAAUAUAUAUACAUAUAAUAUUA